AUGUUGGCGGCGUCAGCAGCACCGCGCAUCGAUCCGAAGAAGCGAGCAGUGCUCGACCACCGGAAACAACAAUUCGCAAAGGCACAAUGGGUUGAGCAAGACUACAAGCAUCGCAUGAAUUUCUACACGGUCCCACCCACAGGAGACGUCACGCUCGAGCAGUUCGAAGAAUGGGGCAUCGCGCGUCUGAAAGUGCUUGCCGAACUUGAGGCAUGCCAGUUCAGGAACAAGUCGCCAGCGGAGACCGAGGAGUACAUGCGGCCAGUCAUGGAGAAGCACUUGCGUCUGAGCAGCAACCGGAGUAGAAGCUCAGAGCUGGCGAUGGAGAGGAAGAAAGACCACUACUCACACUGGACUCUUCGACUGGCUUUCAGCGGGACGGCUGACCUACGGCAGCGGUUUGCACGACUUGAGACGCAGCUGUUCAAGCUUCGGAUGCAGCAGGAUGAUGGUGUGGAGAAGAAAGCGUUCAUUGACUCGCUCCCGAUGAGCUGGGAGACUGUGGGUGACGAAGAGAAGAGUCGGUGGCUGGAUGAGCUGAAGGCGGCCACCAGUGUGUCGAAGACAGAUGAAGAAAGCUGGUUCAAGGUCGACUGGGAGAAGGUGCCAGAGCUGGUUGAAAGGCGGCAGGUCUUGAUGAAGAGAGGAACAGCCUACGUUCACGUUCGGGAGCAAGUGAACAUGGUGGUAAGCGAAUUCUCGCGUACUCUUGAAUCUGGUCUGGAGCUAGCGGCACGCUUCCUACCACGGAUGGAUGAAGACAAUCGCUUGUCGCCCAUACUACACCAUCUGUCGCAGUCGUUCGUUGCUCCCGACGCAGGCUACAGUGAAGCUUCAAGCAUCAGCGACAUGGCAAGUAUCAACGCGGGCAGUAUUGAUGCACUGAGCGAGAACUUCCCACUGUGUAUGCGCAACUUACACCGGGAGUUGAGGAAGAAUAGCCAUCUGAAGCAUUUCGGCCGGCUACAGUACACACUGUUCUUGAAGGGCAUUGGACUGAGUCUCCAAGAGUGCAUCGUCUUUUGGAGAAAGAGCUUCAAGCUCAUCGCUGACGGUAACAAGCUAUGGGAUCUCUGCUUUACGAUCCAUGCACUGACAUUGUGUACAGACAAGUUCAAGUCCGAAUACCUGUACAACAUCCGACACAGCUACGGGGAUGUGGGCGGUGACGCGAACCGCCGCGGAAAAGGCUAUACGCCAUACUCCUGCCAAAAGCUUCUCACCGAGGCGCUACCGUCAAGCGGCCAAAAUCAUGGAUGCCCGUACCGAACAUACACUCCCGACAAUCUGAGCACCCUCCUCCAGAGUGUGGGUGUCAGCGACCAGAAGCUGCUCCGAGAAGUCCGUGACGAUGUCGGCAAGCAGAGGUACCACAUUGCGUGCAACAAGGUCUUUGAAUCUGCGCAUAAGCCGGAGCUGAAGAAGGUACAGGAUCAGAAACUGUGGCCGGCGAGCGAGCUGGACACUAUUCUGCACCCGAACACGUACUUCAAGAGGAGUUUCCUACUGAAGAAUUUGGGGAAGGUGCAGAGUGGCGACAUUGGGGUGGAUGGGCCGACGCAACAGAGUACAGAGUGA
Messenger RNA from Saxophila tyrrhenica, 1578 nucleotides. It is a transcript of the gene PRI2, whose product is annotated as DNA primase subunit pri2. Lineage: Eukaryota; Fungi; Ascomycota; Dothideomycetes; Mycosphaerellales; Extremaceae. The coding region runs from base 1 to 1578 and encodes 525 amino acids. The transcript is spliced from 2 exons. The record is from RefSeq and is a predicted model, not a curated record. Gene Ontology annotation, cellular component: alpha DNA polymerase:primase complex. Gene Ontology annotation, biological process: DNA replication initiation; DNA replication, synthesis of primer.